ACUCUGAGUUAGUUAACCCUGAGAUGAGGGAAACUCUGGUUUUUCAGUUUCACAAAGCCAGUUCAGCUUUACUCUGAGUCAGUUACCCUGGCAACAUACUCCGUGAACCUAACCUGCUCGCUGGCAGGUUUUCUUCAACUAACCCCGAGUUUCUCCUGCUCUUAAGUUGAAGCCUGCAGACUGAAGGCAGUGGCAGACAUGGCGUGUCCUUUUAUUGAAGAGCCAGUUGAUGUCGAGGCGCAGAUACUCCGCAGACAUCUCCACCGGGAGAGGAUUAUUAGACCCCGAUUGGAUGUUUUAUCAUUCCCUGAUGAGUAUCUGUUUGAGCGUUUCCGUUUCUCUGCAUCAUCUAUAAUUUAUAUAAACGAUAUUCUCAGCCCUCACAUCGCUCACAUGACGCAUCGUGGACAUGCUCUCAGUUCCGAGCAAAUUCUUUGUAUUGCACUUCGUUUUUUUGCCAACGGCAGUUUUUUGUAUAACGUCGGUGAUGCAGAGCAUGUGUCCAAGGCAACUGUCUGUCGGGCUGUCCGAAAUGUGACACUUGCACUGAAACGGCUACUAUGCACGUUUGUAGUGUUCCCAAGUCACAGACCCACCAGACUUCUCAAAGAAGAGUUCCACAGAAUUGCAGGGUUUCCAGGUGUGAUUGGCUGCAUAGAUGGCACUCACAUUCCUAUCAUCGCUCCUUCAAUAAAUGAAGGAGAUUAUGUGAAUAGGAAAUCUGUCCACAGCAUUAAUGUGCAGAUCAUAUGUGAUGGAGCCCACAUGAUUAACAAUGUGGAAGCGAAGUGGCCUGGGUCUGUGCAUGACUCACGAAUGUUUCGUGAGUCGACACUGAGUGCCAGAUUUGCCAUGCAAAUAAAAGCUACCACUAAACCAAACCCCUUUGUGACACUGGCCUGCUUGGGAGUGGGAAGAAUGGGGGGAGCACCACAUGGCACGUCUCUGGGGUCCCCUAGACCCGGGGCGUAA
Messenger RNA from Limanda limanda (common dab), 972 nucleotides. RefSeq names its product putative nuclease HARBI1. The coding region runs from base 199 to 972 and encodes 257 amino acids. The transcript is spliced from 4 exons. The record is from RefSeq and is a predicted model, not a curated record. NCBI's taxonomy places the organism in Eukaryota, Metazoa, Chordata, Actinopteri, Pleuronectiformes, Pleuronectidae.